Molecule: messenger RNA, 1092 nt
Organism: Strongyloides ratti
Lineage: Eukaryota; Metazoa; Nematoda; Chromadorea; Rhabditida; Strongyloididae
Product: G protein alpha s subunit
Exons: 7
Coding region: 1-1092 (363 amino acids)
Biological process (GO): sensory perception of chemical stimulus; adenylate cyclase-activating dopamine receptor signaling pathway
Cellular component (GO): heterotrimeric G-protein complex
Molecular function (GO): GTPase activity; G protein-coupled receptor binding; GTP binding
Source: RefSeq, a predicted model, not a curated record
AUGCGCCUGAUGGGCUGCAUAGCGGGACACUCGGGUACUUUAGGGGAGGAUGAGCGCGAACAGCGCAAAAUGAAUAAGCAGAUUGAGGAACAGCUGCAAAAAGAUAAGCAAUUACUAAGGGCAACACAUAGACUUUUAUUGUUAGGUGCUGGAGAAUCUGGAAAAUCAACAAUUGUUAAGCAAAUGAGAAUUUUGCAUAUCAAUGGUUUUAGUGAUGAAGAAAAGAGAGAAAAAGUGAAAGAAAUUAGAAAAAAUAUACGAGAUUCUAUUACGGUGAUUCUUAAAGCAAUGAGUGAAUUGACACCACCAGUGUCUUUAGAUGAUCCUGGAUUAGAGGCUAGUCGUGAUUAUAUUCUUUCAACAGCACAAGAUCCGGAUUUCAAUUACCCUCAAAUUUUCUAUGAUCAUGUGCAAAAGUUAUGGAAAGAUAAAGGAGUUCAGGCUUGUUUUGAACGUAGUAAUGAAUACCAAUUAAUAGAUUGUGCCAAAUAUUUUCUUGAUAAAGUUGCAGACAUUAGGCAAGAGAAAUAUGACCCUUCAGAACAAGAUAUUCUCCGAUGUCGUGUCAUGACUACGGGCAUUUUUGAGACAAAAUUCGAGGUAGAAAAAGUGAAAUUUCAUAUGUUUGACGUUGGUGGGCAACGUGACGAAAGGCGGAAGUGGAUUCAAUGUUUUAAUGAUGUAACUGCCAUAAUCUUUGUUUGUGCAUCAUCUUCAUAUAAUUUAGUGUUAUGGGAAGAUGAAACUCAGAAUCGUCUUAAAGAAUCUCUAUCUCUAUUUAAAAAUAUAUGGAAUAAUCGGUGGCUCAAGACUAUUUCUGUUAUCUUAUUUUUAAAUAAACAAGACUUGUUAGAGGAAAAAAUUAAAGCUGGAAGGCAUAAAUUAGAAGAUUACUUUCCUGAAUUUCUUAAUUAUCAAUUACCACCUGAAGCAGAGAAUGACUCAUCUGAUGAUAUUAAUGUGGUUAGAGCCAAAUAUUUUAUAAGAGGAGAAUUUUUAAGAAUAUCAACUGCAGCAGGAGAUGGGAGACAUCAUUGUUAUCCACAUUUUACAUGUGCUGUAGAUACAGAAAAUAUUCGACGGGCAAUAUGA